Molecule: messenger RNA, 657 nt
Organism: Leishmania braziliensis MHOM/BR/75/M2904
Lineage: Eukaryota; Euglenozoa; Kinetoplastea; Trypanosomatida; Trypanosomatidae
Product: amastin-like protein
Exons: 1
Coding region: 1-657 (218 amino acids)
Source: RefSeq, a predicted model, not a curated record
AUGGAGUGGAAUAUACCGAUUCUUCUGUACGCUAUUGUACAGGUUAUCGCCUUCGUGUUGGUGCUGUUCGGUACGCCGAUCGACAUGUAUCGUUUUAGACCGCGGUAUAUCAGGCCCAACGCCACUGUAACUACCCUAUGGGGAGUGAAGAAGGGUGCAUUCAACGGCACCAACCUCAUGACAUCCGACUAUUUGUGGAGGAGGUGCACGGGCCGGCGCGACCGUUUCCGUCUUGCUCAGGCGUUCGCUGUGAUCUCCAUCUUCGUGUACGGCGCGGCGGCCGCCUUGGGCUUCAUCAUGCUGUACUGUUGCUCCUUCUUCCGGAUGGUCUGCCUGGCGCUCAACAUUGUUGGUGCUGUCACGUUGUGCAUUGUCUGGGCGGCUGUAGCGGUGACAUACCACAUGUAUGAAGGCCCUGACUGUUGGCAAGAGAGCGUUUUCUCCACCUACGGUGCCGGAUUUGUUCUCUUACUGCUAGCCUGGCUCCUCGAUCUCUUCAACAUCGUCGUUCUGCUUCUUCCCAUUUCCAUUGCAGCAGGAGGUGUGGGUGGCAGCUCGAAUAAAGACUCCAAUGAACAGGAUGAAUCUUCGAAUGGUCACUCGAGAGAGAGUUCGAUGGAGGGGUCAAGGCAAAAUUAUCUUUCAGAGGGCGUGUAG